AUGAUGGAUGCACUGGCGCAUUUUCCUGUCGUGGAUCACGGCGCUGUGCGCGCCAUCGUCGCUUGGCCAGUGGAGACGCUUGGUCAUUCAUUAGAGUUGGCCGCCUGGUCUUGGGCACGGUUGUUGAGCUCCAUCACAACCGACCAAUCUCCAGUCUUUCUAUUGAAUGGAUCUCUAAUCAAAGUAGAUUUAUUCGCCGAAGCCAUUCGGCCAGCGAACUUAGACGCAUUAUCCAAACUAUCUGGACUUUCUACAAAGCUCACCGCGGUGGUCGUGGGCAACGAUCCAUCAAACCUUCAUUUUUCUGUUCCGCUUUCUCCUUCGCUGACGUGGUUCGUGGACCCGACUACUGAAACGAGCACGUUGCAUUCUACAAACAUGGAUGUUGCGGCCGUACAUCACUUGGGCACUCGACUCUCCCAGAUGGUGCAAGAGCAGGCCAAGUCAGGCACACAGCUAGAACUGUCUGUUUCGGAACUGUCUACCAUGUCUAUCGCCAAUCCAUGUCCCUGCACACUACCAGGCCCACAACUACUUCAUAACCUAGCCCUGAGUGGUUCAGAUGAGUCAGGUCCCAAUAAUGCUAUCGAGUUUCUGGCCGCGGAUGGAAACAUCCGCUGCCUGUCAUACCCUUCUCUGGAUCGGCUGUCUUCAAAGCUGGCGGUCGAAAUUGCCCAUGCUGCGGCUACCCGGUCUGAUGGGACGCGCAGGAUGGUAGUUCCUGUGCUCCUACCGCAAUCCUUGGAGCUGUACAUCACCUGGCUGGCCAUCCUGAAGGCAGGCGGUGCCUUUUGCCCAUUGAACACGGAUGCGCCACCAGAACGGAUAGAAUUUAUUCUGCAGGAUGUAGCAGCAUCGGUGGUGGUCACAAAUGGUGCGCUGGUCGCCCGAGUGCCCUCAAACGUGCCGGUGGCGGUGAUCAAUGCGGAUGGGAUUGAAGCCGACGAGGCGGAUGUCGCACCGCCAGUCGUUCAGGUAGCACCGUCGGAUCUGGCGUACGUGAUGUAUACAUCUGGCUCAACUGGUCGCCCCAAAGGCGUUGGGAUUUCACAUCUGGCUGCCACUCAAUCUUUGCUGGCCCAUAAUGACUUGAUACCUCCAUUCAAUCGAUUCUUACAAUUUGCAUCCCCCACAUUUGAUGUCUCUGUGUUUGAAGUGUUUUUCCCCUUCAUGCGAGGCGCCACCCUCAUCGGCUCUGAGAGGGAGAACAUGCUCCUCGAUAUCUCCCAUGUGAUGACGGUGAUGAAAGUCGAUGCCGCCGAGCUGACUCCCACCGUAGCGGGAGAGCUGCUGCGUACCCGCUCCGCCGCACCCUCCUUAAGAGUUUUGCUCACGAUCGGUGAAAUGCUCACUAAACACGUGGUGGAGGAGUUUGGACAGUCGGAAUCCUCGGACGGGAUUUUGCAUGGGAUGUACGGUCCAACCGAAGCUGCAAUCCACUGUACCGCAGCCAUAGGAUUCCAGUCCAAUGCGCGAGUAAAUUUGAUUGGGCAACCUUUCAAAACCGUAUCUGCCUUUAUCAUGUCCCUGGAAUCCGAAGACAAGUCUACCUCCGAGGAGCUUCAAAUACUACCAAUGGGCGAGAUUGGUGAGCUUGUUGUGGGCGGCCCGCAGCUGGCAGACGGAUACAUCAAUCGACCAGAAGAGAAUGCCAAGGCUUUUAUUGACAGCCCAUGGUAUGGUAGACUCUAUCGUACCGGUGAUAAAGCUCGAAUGCUGCCAUCGGGUGAGAUUGAGUGCUUUGGUCGCAUCUCUAGCGGCCAAGUCAAGCUGCGUGGUCAGCGAAUCGAACUAGGCGAGAUUGAGCAUGUCAUUCUCAGGGCUUCUGAGGUGCGAAGUGCUGUGGUCAUCGUGGGUGGUGGUAGCUUGGCCGCGUUUGUCCUGGUCAAUGAUAAAAGCCUCACUGACCGCCAACUCCGCGACAUCUGUCGCCAACAAUUACCUCGCUUUAUGGUGCCGGGCGAGUUUAUACUACUUGAUCAAUUUCCCCAGCUCCCAUCGGGCAAGAUUGACCGUAAGGCACUAGAGGCCGAUUUUGCUCGUCGCCGCGCUGAUCUCCAGUCUAUUGAUCAACGGACCUUCCGAGAUGAGCUCGAAGAGACUAUUGCAUCCUGUGUUACCGACGUUCUUGGCAGACAACUUCCGUCAACUGAAAGUCUGGUAGCAGGUGGCCUGGACUCUUUAGCAGCGAUCCGAUUGGCUUCACAUCUCCUGGAUGCGGGUAUUCGCCUCGAUGUAGCUCAUUUGCUGGAUGCCGACUGUAUCGAUGGGAUUUGGCAGCUUGCGAAAGAAAUGGAGACCACAAAGCCAACCGAAGAUACGCAGGCCGGUCUUUCCAAGGUUCAUGAAUUAGUUGCGAUUGCCGGUGCAGCCAGGCUAGAAUCUCUAGGGUUAAGCUCGCAGGUUAUCGAGAUCCAACCAAGCACCCAUAUCCAGCAGGCAAUGAUACUGGAAACAUCUCGACAUGCGAAAGCGUACUGCAACUGGAUUGAAUUGGAGUUCCAAUCCUCAUCCACAUCAAUCUCAGUCCAGAGUGCAUUCGUCAAAUUGCUGGAGCAGAAUCCGUUCUUGAGAUCUGGGUUUGUGGAAAUUGGUCUAAAGGACCACUCAUUUGCCCGCUUCACGUGGAAAGCUUUUGAUGAAGAGCUUAUUCAAAAACGCGAUGUCUUUGAAUAUGACGUAUCCCUGCUUACAGAACAUGAUCUUCUUCAUCCUCUUCGAAUCCAGUUCAAAGAGACCCAGGACAGUCUACGGGUCCUGGUCCAUAUUCAUCAUUCAUUGUACGAUGGAUGGUCCUGGCAAUUGAUGUUGAAAGAUCUUCAUCGCAUUUUGCUUGGAGAGGAACUUCCUUCUCGGCCUACGUACAAUCUGGUGUCAGAUUUUUUCAUUGAGCACAAAUUCAGUGAAAAGACGAACGAAUCCUCUCUUUUCUGGCGUGACCAAUUACAAGGGUUCUCUCCUACCCCUUUCCCCGAUUUCCAAGGGAAGACAGAUGUCACACCGAGUACAAGGGAAACCACUCGGGUGCUCAACAUUGCCGUGCCAAAGCUUAACGAAGUGUCACAACGUCUGCUGGUGGGCCGGCAGACCAUCUUUCAGGCUGCAUUUGCGUACAUUCUUUCGUUGUAUAUUGGGUCCCAUGAUGUUGUGUUUGGUACUGUUUUUUCAGGUCGUACCUUGCCAGUCAAGGGCAUUGAGGCAAUUAUUGGUCCAUGUAUUCGUACAUUGCCAACACGCAUGAAUCUCGACAAAAUGCAAAAUGUAUCCGACCUUCUUCUCGCAAUUCAGAAUAUGAACCGCAGAUCUCUUGAACAUGGCAGCCUUCCUCUACAAGAAAUCAAAAAAGUUUCCGGGACUGACUUUCAUCGGAACCUCUUUGAUACUGCCCUGGUGUGGCAAGAAAGUGUCUGGACUAGUGACACUCAAGGUGCGCUGUUCCAUGAAGUUGACACGGCAGAGUUCCUGGAGUUUGUUGUCUUGUUGGAAUUUGAGCCUAGAGGCGACAAAAUCCAUGCCAAGGCAACUUACCAAAAUUCUGUCUUCCCUCCUGAACAAGCACAAAUACUUCUGGAACAGAUCGACUUGGUGGCAUCAAUUCUCAUCAAUACUCCUACGCUUCCUAUCAAUGAAGUUGAUUACCAUCUUCCCCAGUCAAGCUUGUCAAUCUUCAACCCCGAUCCUGAGACUCAGAGAAAUCGGUCAAGCCUUGUCACUGGGGUCGAGACGAUUGCCUUUAUCGAACCUACUCGAACGGCAAUUGAGGUUUUGCUUUCGACAGAUGAAAAUUGCACCUCGCCAGAAAUUCAAAGCAUUACAUAUGGCCAAUUGAACUCUCGGGCCAAUAAACUUGCCCAUUACUUAGUCCAGCAGGGGCUGACAAAGGAAAAUUUGGCUGCAAUCUACCUCGACAAAUCAAUCAACUCCUAUGUUUCCAUGCUAGCAGUCGCUAAAAUUGGAGCUGGGUUGUUGCCUCUCACCGAGCGGACAUCUUCACAGACGAUAGGAUCAAUUCGAGCAGCUUCGAACGUGCAGCCAUGGAUUAUUCGAACAUCUACAUCCCCCAAUGAUGUAGCAGUCUCUUUACAUUCAGUUUCUCAGAUCUUCCUCCCUGACUCUUUGAGCGAUUAUCCCGAUGACAAUCUUCUCACGACUCACGAUUCCUUCUAUAUUGUCUGUGCUGGUGAAAGGCCCACAGGUAACGACUUGAUGAGUCUGGCAUAUCUUUCUCACAAUAACCUGCAAAGCCAUAUCAACAUGCUGGCAGAUUGCUAUCCUACCACAGCGGGAUCGAAACUUCUUCAAGCUUCUUCACAGCUCAAUGCCUCGGUAAUUGAGUCAUUCUUCUCAUGGCACAUGGGGAUUACCCUGUGUGUAGCACAAAAUGAAGAUUUGGCAGGAAUGGCCUGCUCCAUAAUUAGGAAGAUGAACAUCACCCAUCUCCAUUUGACUCCCACGUUGGCCUCUCGCUUGACCCCCGAGGAUGUUCCAAGUGUUCGAUUCCUGCUUACAUCGGGCGAAACAUUGACGGCCAAGGUGCGUCGAGACUGGUCAGGCAAUGGACUUCAUCAUGGCUACGGCUCUAUCGGUUUGGCCGGUGUUUGCACCUUAAUUCCCAACUUCCAAAGCUCAAAUUCUCUUGCAAAUAUCGGCGCCCCACUUAGUAACACGUCUGUGAUGAUUGUAUCGGGCGAACCUUCAUUAAAGAUUGUUCCACGUGGUGCAGUUGGAGAAGUAUGCUUCGGAGGAGACCAAGUUGGGCGCGUAUUUCCUGAUUACCAUCCUGCGCUCGGUGGGUCUUUCGUAAGUCACCCGCAAUUUGGCCGAUUCUACAGAAGUGGAGAUCAUGGUAGGUUUCUUCCAGAUGGAUCUAUUUUGGUGGCUCCCUGGCAUGACCAGACCGGAUUGAAGGACCAGUUUGCUGCCUUUGAAGAGACUGACAAUGCCAUUAUCUCUUCGGACUUUGUCGAAGAUGCCGUGAGCAUGAUUUUGAGCAACCCUCUCACUAAUCAGCAGCAAUUGAUAACUGCCUGGGUGCCUUCGAAACAUUUCAAAGACCCAUCCGACUCUGAGAAUCUUGCCCUUGCAAUCAAAUAUCUUUUCGAGGAACUCAGCAAAAAGCUUCCAACAUCUGCAGUUCCUUCUCUUCUUGUUCCAAUGGACAGAUUGCCUAUGACAGAGUUUUACAUGACGGACUAUACAAGGAUUCGGGAAUAUAUUGGAAGGAUGAGUCUAGACAGACUCUCGACCUUCUCCUGCAAUGGCGCCCACGAAUCUGAUGCCGAUUUUACUGACAUUGAGAAGACCAUUGCAAUAGCUCUGUCAGCAGUGACUGGACUCGACCAACAGAGUAUCGGCAGAAGCACAUCCUUUUAUAGGCUGGGAUUGGAUUCUCUAAGUGCCAUUUCUUUGUCGCGAAAAUUACAAGAUUUAGGCUGUGGAAGACUUGCUGUGUCUACAAUCCUGCGCCAUAGCUCUGUUGCACAGUUGGCCACUGUUGUUCCUGGGAUGACCAAUGGUCACAAACCUACGCAGCCGACCCCAAAAACCCACUCCACUUUCGCCUUUGAUGAAAAUUUCACUGCUGGAAUAAAAGAUGGUUUCCAGAAUGAGGGCACUUCUGUCCAAGGCAUUUACCCAUGCACGCCGCUACAGGAGGCAAUGCUAGCAGCCGAAUCUGAUACAAACUCGGCGUACUUCAACCAUAUUUUGCUUCGCGUGAACACGAAUAUUAGGGACUUGGAAAACGCAUGGGAUCAGAUGUUGCAUCGGCAUGAUAUUCUCAGAACUUGCUUCAGGUCGACCAAUGACAAGCAAUUCGCAUUUGCACAGGUCGUCCUAGACAAGGCAAACCUACCUUGGUCUUGUGUGGAAACAUCCUCCCACGAGCUCAGUGAGGACGUUUUGAAAAGAAAAUUGGAGUUUGAGCGUCAGUCACCAGUCAAUGGCAAGCUUCCCUACUCAUUGACUAUCCUCACAGAGGACUCGGCACAAAGGGCCCAUCUCCUGCUGUCAAUUCACCACGCCUUGUAUGAUGGAGAAGGCAUAGCGAAUUUAUUGCAGGAUCUCGAACUUGCCCUUGCGGGCCAAACACUGCCGAAGACCACGCCCUUCCACAGGUUUAUCGAAUAUAUGGCCUCCGCUAGUUCUGAUGAAUCUGACAAAUUUUGGGAUCGCUAUCUAGCCGGUGUGACACCAAUACUCUUACCCACCCUCAAGGGAUCUCAAGGCUCAACAGAUUCAUCCGCCUCAGAGCAGGUCCAUCUGAUUGUCAGUAACUCUCUCGCCUCUUUCAAACAGCAGUGCAAAGGACUCUCUGUGACCCCUUUGAAUAUUUUCCAUGCUGCUUGGGCAAGAUUACUAGCUUUGUGUUCCAACUCGUCAGAUGUCUGCUUUGGCAAUGUGUUCGGAUGUCGAACCAUUCCCCUGGAUGGUGUGGAUAGGAUAGUUGGGCCCUGCUUUAACACACUUCCCAUGCGAGUCAGGCUUUCCCAAACUUCAACAAAUGCGGAUAUCAUGAAGCUAUCCCAGAAACACAACAGUGAUAUUUUGCCUCACCAGCUUACCUCUUUGCGUCGCAUCCAAAGGCGCUCCUUGUAUGGGGGCUCUCAGCUCUUUGACACUCUGAUCAUUCUUCAGCAGAGUAAAACGGACUUGGAUCCGCGUUAUUGGGAGCUUCUUCAAGAUGAAGGAAACAUGGGAUUUCCUCUAAUCUGUGAAAUUGUUCCUGAUGAGAAAGAAAACAACAUUUCGAUGUGUCUCCAUUUCCAUACAUCUUUCCUGACGCAAGAUGUGGCAGAAAACCUUGCAAGAGGCUUCUUGGCUCUCGUUGAGCACACCGUGCGAUAUCCAUUCGCACAGGCUUCCGACAAGGGGUCAGCAAGCAUCACUCAACUAUUCGAAACAAGAAAAAGCCGGAACGACGUUUCUACUCAACACUCUUCGGAUAAGCUACAGACAGCUCGCCCAUGGUCUGAUCAGGAAGAGACACUCCGACAUAUUGUGUCCGAUUUUACAGGUACCAAUACGGAAGCUGUUUCAUUGCAUACCACCAUCUUUCAACUUGGGCUCGACAGUAUCCAUGCUGUUCAAAUUUCGGGGAGACUUCGCAAACUGGGAUAUAAGAUAUCAGCAGGUGAUAUUCUCGAGGCUGCUUCAAUUGACAAGAUUGCAUCGCUCCUCAUAAUUGGAGAGAACGAGACCCAGAAUGAAAAGUUUGACUUUGCAUCGUUUGAAAAUCAACAUCUUCAAUCCGUCUGCGAGCAAUUUGGCAUUGCUUCCCACACAGUGCAGGCUUUGCGACCUUGCACGCCUGUUCAGAAUGGAAUGUUGGCCCUUUUCACCAAUUCUCAUGGCAAAACAUACUUUAAUCGCAUGUCAUUGAAUUCCUCGGUGCCGUUGAGCAAUGCGACAUUGAAGAAGGCUUGGACCAAAGUUGUUGCUCAACAUGAGAUGCUACGGACUGGUUUCGUUCAACUGCGUGAUCCGCAAUAUCCGUUUGCCAUGGUUACCUACAAAGAAGAUAUUGAAAUCCCAUGGAAGGAGGUAACAAAAUCUACUACAGAUAAGCACGAUGAUCAAGAACAACGAGUCCUUGACAGCCUUUACCGACCCCCGUGGCAGAUUACCAUUGAGACUUCUGAGGAAGUAGCCACUGUGACUUUCUCUGCACUUCAUGCUCUUUAUGAUGCACAAUCUCUUGAGACAAUCUUCUCCGAUGUGAUGACAGCAUAUGAAGGGAAACGACUGGCCGAAGCUCCUUCAAUUGAGACCACUCUUGGUCCCAUUUUAAUCGAAAGCAGCCAAACCCAAGCCGCAAAAGAGUUCUGGAAAGGACUGGUUACAGAAGUGCACCCAUUCAAGUUUCCAGACUUGCAUCCUAUUCGCAUAGAAAGUAAAAAGCUUUUGAGCAACUCUAUUCGCUCCUCGCAGACGACUGAGGCCCUUGAAGCUCAAUGUCGUGACGUUGGUGUUACAUUGCAAGCAGCUGGGCAAGCAGCAUGGGCCCGGCUUCUCGCUGCGUAUACAGGUGAACAAAAUGUCACUUUUGGUACUGUUCUUUCUGGUCGCAAUCUAUCGGAAGCAUCACAGAAUGCAGUAUUUCCAUGUCUGGUGACCGUUCCGUCUCCUCAGCGCGUCGAAGGAAGCAAUCAGGAACUAUUGAACCGCAUCUUGAAGAGAAACGCGUCCUUGACCAAACAUCAGUUCACACCACUUGCACAAGUCCAACGCUGGCUUGGAAGCGACGAGCCUCUAUUUGACACACUUUUUGUCUACCAAAAGUUCAGUUCGCCUUCAAGUGGCUCCAAACCCUGGAACGUCAUUGACGAGGAGACAAGAAUCGAUUACCCCGUAUCCAUUGAACUGGUCCCAUUAUCAACCGGUCUCGAGAUCCGAAUCAGCUACAGAAACGACAUUUUCCCCCAGGAUCAAGCCAUGCUUCUUUUGAAUCAGUACGACAAGCUAUUGGAGCAGACACUUUUCUCUCCAGAAUCUAGCUCGGAUGAGUAUCUGUUCCUUGAGAGCCAGUUUCUCUCCAUAACUCCUGCCAAGGAGAAGACCUUGCCUACAUCAGUGUCUUUGUUGCAUCAAUUUGUUGAGGACAACGCCACCAAGAUCUCAGAGAAGACUGCAUUUGAGUUUGCAUUCGGUGUUGACGUAGACAACCUCCAAAUGAAGACUUGGUCUUACCGGCAAUUGAAUGAAGAUGGUAACCGAAUUGCCAAUUUCUUGCAGAGCAAGGGCGUUAAUCCAGGUGGAAUGAUUGCAAUUUGUUUCGAUAAAUGUCCCGAGGCGUCCAUCGCUAUACUAGGCAUUCUCAAAGCUGGCUGUGCAUACUUGGCCAUCGAUCCAUCUGCUCCUAUCUCUCGCAAGCAGUUCAUCGUGGAAGAUUCAAAUUCCAAAGUUCUGCUUUGCAGUCUGUCGAAAAAGCUGGAGCUCCAUGACCUGUCUGGUGUGGAAAUUCAUGCCCUAGAUGAGCCUGGUGUAUACCAGAAUUUCCCCAGUGGUCCUCCUGUGCUUUCACGCAAAAUAAAGCCAAAUGACACAUGCUAUUGCCUGUACACAUCAGGAACGACCGGCACGCCAAAGGGCUGUGAAAUUACUCAUGACAAUGCCGUGCAGGCUAUGCUAGCGUUUCAAAGACUGUUUUCGCCACACUGGGAUGAAGACUCUCGCUGGCUACAAUUUGCGUCCUUUCAUUUUGACGUCAGUGUCCUUGAGCAGUACUGGAGCUGGAGUGUUGGAAUCUGUGUGACUUCUUGUCCGCGCGAUCUGCUGUUCGAAAAUUUGCCAGGAACGAUUCAAAAGCUUCAAAUCACACACAUUGAUUUGACACCCAGCUUGGCAAGAUUGGUGCACCCAGAUGAGGUUCCUUCCCUCUGUCGCGGAGUAUUUAUCACUGGCGGAGAAGCCCUGAAGCAGGAGAUUCUUGACGCCUGGGGCCACCAUGGCGUUAUCUACAAUGGAUACGGUCCAACCGAAGUCACCAUCGGAUGUACCAUGCUUCCCCGGAUGCAGGCCAAUGAUAAGCCCUCAAAUAUUGGACCCCAGUUUGACAAUGUUGGCUCCUAUGUUUUCCGUCCUGGAACAUCAACGCCUGUUUUGCGCGGUGGUCUUGGCGAGCUUUGCGUCUCUGGUCCACUUGUUGGAAAGGGGUACUUAAACAGAGCAGAGCUGACGAAGGAGCGAUUCCAGGACUUGUCUGAGUUUGAAGAUCGCAUCUACCGAACAGGCGAUUUGGUCAGGAUUUUAUCUGAUGGCAGUUUCCAAUUCCUCGGUCGAAUUGAUGAUCAAGUCAAGUUACGCGGGCAACGACUUGAGAUUGGAGAGAUCAAUGAAGUCAUCAAACAAGCAACGCCCGAAUUGAAUGAAAUUGCUACGCUGGUUGUCAAGCAUCCCAAGCAGUCCAAAGACCAGCUCGUUUCUUUUGUCACCAAGGUAGGUGCCGAUAAGAAAUCUCGUUCAGUGGAAAUUGACACCUCCAAUCACAUUGGAUUUUUCCUGUCAACCAUCAAGGCGGCUUGUCAUGCACGACUCCCAGGAUAUAUGGUGCCAACACAUAUUAUCCCACUGACUCGGUUUCCUCUGUCUGCCAAUAACAAGGCCGAUAUGAAGGUCUUGAAGAGUCUUUACCAAGAACUUUCUCUGGAUGAGAUCCAAGCAUUGACUGCGAUGGUUGUCGACCAAACAGUGAAAAGUACAUACGAAGAGAAUAUCAUUGCUGUGCUAUCGGACUUCAUUGGAUCCACAGACUUGGUCAUCUCGUCGUGGUCAAGUAUUUACGAAUUGGGCCUUGAUUCCAUCUCUGUGAUUUCCUUUUCUAGGAAUCUCAGAGAGGCCGGCUUCCCCAAUGCUCAGCCAUCCUUGAUAAUGAAGUAUCCCACGAUUGCCGCCAUGGCCUCGGCUAUACAGGAAAUUACAGGCAGCGCCUCGUCAAUGAACAAUCUUCACCAAAAUUCAAAGCAGGUCAUUCAAGCCUUUGCUCACAAGCAUUCACAUUCCAUAAUCGCAAGCAUCGGCGUGAUUGAAAGCGACGUCGAACAGAUUGCGCCUUGUACGCCGCUCCAGGAAGGAAUAAUCUAUCAUUUCCUGUCGAGCGCUACACCCAUGUAUUGCUCUUCUUUCAGCUUCGAAUUAAACUCAAACAUUGAUUUGGAUAAACUAAAGGCAAGUUGGGAGCAGGCGCAAAGCCAAGUUCAAAUGUUGCGCGCUCGAUUCUCACCCUCGUCGGAUGGUUAUGCUCAAGUCAUUCUCAAAAGAGAUAUGAUUCCUUGGUUCCACACGAAAAUUGCCUUUGAGGGGACAAUCGAGGAUUCCCGGAAACAGCAAAUUGAUCGAUGGACCUCCGAUCUUGGCGGUCAUUUUUCAAGACUUUGGGAGGUGGGAGUAAUUACCUCUCCCGAGAAGUCGACAAUGUGCCUCAAUAUGUUUCACGCUCUAUAUGAUGGCAACAGCUUGGGUCUUCUUCUUAACCUGGUUGCUGAUAUUUACCACUGUCAAUCGAUAGCUCUUCAAAGACCUCUACAGUUCUUUGAUAUAUUACAUCUUGGGCCUCUGUGCAAAGAUCCUGCAGCAGAGUCUUUCUGGAAAGAGCAUCUUGCAACUUGCCAGAUCCGCCCUCUGUCAAAUUCAGAAGAAGAGCCAAAAACCUCUUUCGUGAAGACCCUCGAUAUUGCUACCACAACCCACCUGGAUCAUCUGAGAAAGUCCCUCAACACCACUGAUCAAGCCAUUCUUCAUGCCUGCUGGUUGUUGACGCUUCACCGGCAGUUUGCCUUUGUCCCGCCACUUGGUAUUGUUGCUUCUGGUCGCACGAUUGAUAUUCCUGGAAUUGAAAAUGUCAUUGGUCCUUUGUUCAAUACAAUUCCAAGCAAUGUACAGCUUCGCGGGCUCAGGACAUGGGCAGAGGCCGCUCAGCGGUGUCACGAAUACCACGUUUCUACGAUGAGAUUCCAAUCCACUGCCCUUCGUGACAUUGUGAAAUGGCUCGGAAGGAUACCCGAUGAGCCCCUCUUUGAUUCGCUCUUUGUUUUCCAAAGGCACAAUGCUGAUGAAGACUCGUCAGCGCGUAGUCUGUGGAGUCCGAUCGACUCGGAGGCCGAGCAUGAGUAUCCGUUGGCGUUUGAAAUUGUGCGCCAUGGCAACAAAUAUCUCAACUUAACUCUUGCUGCAAAGAGCCAUGCUGUGUCUUCGGAGACAGCCCAAGAACUACUCUCGAACUUUGAGCAGGUCUUGUUUGAAUUUGCACAAAAUCCCAAUCAUGAAAUGCCUUAUCUCAACGGAGUUGCAGAACACCCUCAAGCUCAGAACAACGGAGAAUCCAAGUAUCAAGAAAGUCACAAUCAUCUUGGGAGUGAAUCUGCAUUCCAGUGGACUCCACAAGCUUGCAAAAUUCGCGAUGUCGUUUCAAGUCUUUCCGGGGUGGAUGCAGCUUCAAUCCGAGGAGAGACAUCUAUAUUUGAGGUUGGCUUGGACAGUAUUGAUGCUAUAAAGUUGUCGUCUAGGCUGAGCAAAGUGGGAAUCAAGCUUCCUGUUAGCAUCAUCAUGCGUGGCCGCACAGUCAAAGCUUUGAUCAGUGAACUGGCUGUCCCAACCCAUGAGGAGCAGAAUGGCACAUAUCCAUUAUUGGGUCAAAUCGAACGAUCUCUGACAAAGUUCCUUGAGAAGGAAAACCUUUUACCUCGAGGUGCCUGUCGAGUUCUCCCAGCUACUCCAAUUCAAGAAGCUAUGGUGGCAGAGAUGGCUGCUUCUGGAUAUAAAUUUUACUACAACCAUGAGGUUCUCAAAUUAGAGCCGCAGGUCGAUCGCACAAAGCUACAGGAGGCGUGGACCUCUGUUGUUAAAACUCACUCCAUCCUACGUACAUCGUUUGUUGAGGUUUGGGAUCCCGAGAUACCCACUUCAUUUGCUCAGAUCGUUCAUAGUGAGGAUACUUUCGAUUUCCAAACUGUGCAUCUGGAUGGAUCACCAGUGGAUUCUAUUAUUGAAUUACAGCGCAAGAGAGCCUUUACCGAACUCGCGAACUUGCCGCUUCUGACAGUCACUAUCGCCAUCGAUGGGGAUGAUCAUUAUCUCAUUUUGUCUAUUGCACAUGCUCUGUACGAUGGCUGGUCAAUCAACCUGCUACAUGAGGAUGUGAUUAGAUCCUACUCCGGAGAAGAUUGCACUCGUCCAUCUGCUGAUUCGAUUUUGGAGCAAGUCCUCGUAUCUUCGGGAGAACAGGCUUCCAACUUCUGGAGAGCAGCACUGUCUAACUGUAUGCCAGUCCCCUUCCCACCAGGCAGUCAUUCAGAUGCAGCUUCGAGUGUGGUCCACCGUGCAGAGAGGCCUCUAUCUGUAUCGUCCGAGAGGGCCAAUGCCUUUUGCAGGCGUAAUGGCAUCACCAUGCAAGCACUUUUGGUAAGCUGCUGGUCCCUUGUUCUGGCUACACAUGUCAGAAGGCUGGAUGUUGUCUUUGGCCUAGUUUUAUCUGGUCGCAACGUCGCAGAUUCAGAGGAUGUGAUGUUCCCAACCAUGAAUACUGUGGCCAUGCGUGCCAUUCUACAUGGUACCCGUCUGGAAAUGGUCAAGUAUGUCCAAGAGACAUUGUUGGAGAUCUCCGAGUACCAACAUUUCCCGCUGCGACGUGCUAGACCUGACACCACAUCGCAUCAACUUUUUGAUACGCUUUUCAUCUACCAGAAAAGACCGUCCGGAGGUGAACACGCCGGGCAAGCUCUCUACAAAUCUACUGGAGCUGGUGCAUCAGAGGUCGAAUACCCGGUCUGUGCGGAGGUAGAAAGUGUUGGAGAGAGCCUCGUGGGUCGAGUGGCUUGUCGCGGCAGUGUGCUUGGAGAACAAGAUAGCCUGGACUUGCUAGAACAUAUGGCACAUGUCUUGUUAGCAAUUGUGGAUGAGCCAGCCCAACAGACCGUUAAUUUCAGUGGAGAGGCCAUGAAUAUUUGUGGCUACCUGGUCUCCCAAAAAUACUCUGUUCAAGAAGUGGAAGCCGGAGCACCGCAUCAGGAGUCUGGUCCACGGCAAUGGUCACUUAUCGAGUCAAAAAUCCGCAACGUCCUUGCCGUUGUCUCCGGGGUGCCUGAGAACACAAUUGAUCCGAAGGCCAAUAUCUUUCAGCUCGGCUUGGACAGUAUCAGUGCCAUCAAGGUCGCUGCACUUUUAAAGAAGCAAUCAGUGAGGUUGACUGUCAGUGACAUGCUCAAAGCAGGCACGAUUGAGAAGAUGGCGGCAGCAGUGGACACCAAUUAUGCGGACCUCACACCAAUGGAGAUUGCCAAUGCCCUUGAGGAGUCGCUCGUUGACAUUGAAACUACACCACUGCUUCAGUCCUGUGGUUUUGAAUUGGAUCAAGUUCAACAAAUAAUUCCUGCUACAGCUGGACAGACCUACUUCCUGGCAAUGCAUUCCUUGAAUCCCAAAGUGUUCUAUCCCAAGUUCCUUUACUUGUCUUCAAGGCAAUUGAGCCCGGAGAUUCUUGACAAUGCAUGGUCUCGUCUUAAAGAGCAGACUCAGAUUCUUCGAACGGCGUUCGUUCCUACCAAUGAUGCGCGGUUGCCUUACGUCCAGGUUAUCUUCCAAUCGGAUCAAAUUCCUGUGCUUUGGCAUGAAGCACUCGACGAUCAGCUUGCCGCCGCAAGUGCUGAUCGGGAGUUUGGUUCGGUGCCAGUCGCUCUGCAUGCCUGUCAGACUAGUGAGGGCACGGUGGUUACCUUGAAGAUUCACCACGCUCUCUACGAUGCAAUCAGUCUGCCAUACAUGAUGGAUGAACUUGCCCAGCUCUGCGACAACAUGCAGACCCAAUCAAAAUCCGAGUCUCGCGACAUUUCCCAUCUCGUGGCCGUUCAGCACGUUCAUUCGCCCGUUAGAGUUCGGCGCCUAUUCUGGGAAAAAUACCUGGACCAAAUUGCAAUCCGGGGGAGUGAAAGUCCACAAUUGAGUGAGUUCGGCGCUAUUCAGCAACACUACCGACCGGGGCUCGUCCCGAACAUGUCUCAGAUUGAGAAGGCCGCGAAGCUUCAGGGCCUCAGUGUCCAAUCAAUUUUCCUGGCAGUGUAUGCUCGAUUGCAUGCCCAGACUUUCAAGAGUUCUGAUGGUCUUGUGGUUGGACUGUAUCUCGCCAAUCGUUCGUUCGUCACAGAGGGGCUAUCCGAACUUGUUGCUCCUACUGUCAAUAUUGUUCCACUGCGCCUGGACAACAAAUUCCACAGGACUGACAACUCGCUCUUUUCUGCGGCCAAGAAGAUUCAGGACGACAUCAAUCUGAUCAGUAUGGUUGAGCAUUCUUGUGUAUCUCUAGUGGAGAUUGCUGAAUGGACCGGGGUCCGCAUCAAUACUUGUAUCAACUUCCUGCGUCUGCCUAAUGUGGAAGACUCCACCAGCACCAUCACCGACCGGGUGACCUUCAAGUCUAUUCCAUAUGAAGACUUUGAAAAAUCCAAUGGGACCAAGCUUUGCAAAGCCGCUUCGUCCUUGGCCAAUGGUGACACUACAGUGCCCGCUUCCACGCAAUCAAUGCGGGUCGCUGCUUCAACGGCGUCUAUGAAAGACGUAUUCUUGCCUACGAUCGACGUGGAGGCAGCCAUCCGAGAGGACCGAUUGGACUUUGGACUCUUUGCCUCAGAUUCUCGACUGGGUCAUGACACUGCGAUCCAGAUGAUUGAGAGAAUGCAGCAGGACAUGAAAGCCCUAGCUGAAGAAGCUCAAUGAUAUCCUGGAAAUAGCGACCAGUAUCCCGAGCGAGGGGCUUCGUCGCCCUGACAAUCUUUUAUUUUCAUUUCCCAUUUCUUGUUCUUCUUUCUCCGUUUUCCUUUGUUUCCAAACUGUCUCCUUUCCUGUGCAUAUAUUGCUUUUGUGGAGUUUUGGAUGUGUUCGCUUUCAAUAAAUCAUAAAUCGUCCGUUGCAUAGAAACCCGAGGGGCCGUAUACAACGGGACCCACGGGACGGGACGAGCGGAUCCCGACAUAUGGCCCCCGCUAAGCAUAGAGCAUUGUUGAUACCAUAUAGAUACUCCGUACCAAUUUCAUGACUUCAGAUGACCAAAUAGGAUCUUGGGCUCUCAAC
Molecule: messenger RNA, 15558 nt
Organism: Penicillium pulvis
Lineage: Eukaryota; Fungi; Ascomycota; Eurotiomycetes; Eurotiales; Aspergillaceae
Exons: 8
Coding region: 1-15204 (5067 amino acids)
Biological process (GO): secondary metabolite biosynthetic process; amino acid activation for nonribosomal peptide biosynthetic process
Cellular component (GO): cytoplasm
Molecular function (GO): phosphopantetheine binding; catalytic activity
Source: RefSeq, a predicted model, not a curated record